Messenger RNA from Trichobilharzia szidati, 3155 nucleotides. Lineage: Eukaryota; Metazoa; Platyhelminthes; Trematoda; Strigeidida; Schistosomatidae. The record is from the annotation of a GenBank genome assembly.
GUAAUAUAUACGCAGGGGAAUCAUUAAUAUUCAUUAUUUAUUUCACACAUUAGCAUAAUCAUUGAUUUCACGCAUCUGCGUGAUUAUUGAUUUAAAUUACUGAAUCCCCAAGGUCGUUAAUAUUUUUAAAAGGUGACAUUGAUUUUUCUAAUUGUAUAAAUACGGAGUUGUUGUUUAACAUUUUCGACUGUUGUUUGAGACAGUAAAAGCUCUCAUAUCAACGUCCAGUCUUCUCUUUUAUUUGUCUUGCGUGCCCGGCGGUAUUAUUGUUGUUGUUGUUGACGUGCGAUUAAGACAGAUUAGCCAGCGCAUUAGUUAGAUUCGCUCGUAGUCUACAAGGUCCUCAUAUUCACAUACAUAACAAAUUUGGCGACGGGUUUGCUGAAGAUGGACUCACUGCGUUUAGAGAAACUAAUGGAACAGCAGCUAAAAUUGAUGGAAAUGCUUGCUGGUCUACAAAUAUCACGCUCUGCUGAUUCAUCUACAGCCAACGACAGCAUUGGUAGUAGCAUCUCAGAAUUCGUUUAUGAUCCAGAUGCGAACGUAACAUUUGAUACCUGGUUUCGCAGAUAUGAAGACCUAUUUCGAGUAGACUUUGCGGAUAAAGAUGAUGCCUGGAAAGUACGGCUUCUACUUCGUAAAUUGGGAGCAGAUGAGCUAGAUAAAUAUUGCAACUUAAUUCUCCCACAGAAGCCCAGCGAAAGAUCAUUCGAUGAAACUGUCCAUACCCUUCGUCAUCAGUUCGGUGAUCAGAGAUCUUUAUUCAACAUUCGAUAUCAUUGCAUGAAACUAUCUCUGAACGAAAAUGAUGAUAUCCAUACUCAGUUGGGUAUAGUCAAUCGCACGUGUGAACGUUUUAAAUUGAAAUCACUCUCAGAAGACCAGUUCAAGGUGUUGAUUUUCAUUUGUGGUUUGCAGUCUCCCAAAUUUGCUGAUAUACGCACACGUCUAUUAAAUCGUCUGGAACAAGAUCCACGAAUGACUUUGAAAGACGUCGGUGAAGAAUAUCAGCGUUUAAUCAACACUCAUAACGAUACCGCCUUGGUGCAGUCUGGCAGCCAAAAUGCAGCAGAAGUGCAUGCGGUGCAUCCAGUACCGUCGACAUCAACCGCACCGCGUCAUCCUCAGCAUAAACCACCAUCAGCCUGCUGGCACUGUGGCUCCUGGCAUUUUGCAAAAUUGUGCCCAUUCAAACAGCAUAAAUGCCGUCGAUGCCAUACUGUUGGUCACAAAGAUGGCUACUGCAAACGCAACAACCAACCCAGAUCUCGUAGUCGACCCAGACGGCGCAACAAGCUCAAGUCUUUGGGUGUUACUGCCACAUAUCAUAUUAGUACUCCAGCACCUCGCAAAUAUAUCGAUCUGACGAUUAAUACACGGCCGGCACGCCUACAAAUCGACACAGCAUCCGAUAUUACAAUAAUAUCAAAGAAAUUAUGGCAGAAGUUGGGAUGCCCUACCAUAGAGAAGACAAAUCAAAUAGCAAUUAGUGCAUGUGGUGGAAGACUUCGAUUGAAUGGAGAAAUUAAAUGCAGCGUUAGUUUUCGCGAUAGUCAUUUCGUCGGCACAUGCUACAUCAAUAAUUCAAACCUUGACCUCUUGGGUUUAGACUGGUUCGAGAAGCUGCACCUGUCAGAGAUUCCGUUAAGCAGUGUAUGCCAUAAGAUCGAAAGUAUUGAACCCUCAACAAGAAAGCCAGAAAUCAGAGACAGAUAUAUUAAACCUAAGCCCAUUAGAAAGAAUGACGUGAUUAAUGAAACACCAACUUCGAAUCGUCACAGUGAGUAUGGCUGCGCCAAAAGUGCUUCGAUGUCUGGUAGCAACAAAGUAGCAACUGUUAGCUCCAGUAAGAGAGGCUCUGCUCAAAAACUGAAAGUGAUGUCUGUCAUGGCAGCCAAAGAUCCGCCACCGAGAGCAUGGCCCACGUCAAAACCAUGGUCCCGACUACAUGUGGAUUUUGCUGGGCCGAUAGAAGGUAUAUACUACUUGGUUCUCGUGGACUCUUACUCAAAGUGGCCGGAGGUAGUACAAGUGACACCACCUUCUAGCAGCAGAACAGUAUCAGUCCUGGAAAAGAUCUUCGCAUGUCACGGUAUACCAGAAAUCAUCGUGUCUGACAAUGGCAGUCAGUUCACCUCACAAGCGUUCCAGGAAUUUUGCAAGAGAAACGGUAUACAACACGUGCGGACGCCACCUUAUCACCCUCAAUCCAACGGUCAGGCAGAAAGAUUUGUCGACACUUUCAAACGAGCGUUGUUGAAAGCAGGGGGAGGGGCGAAACCGGAAGCAAUACAAAACUUUCUUUUUGUAUACCGAACUACACCACUGACAGAACAGAAGAAAAGCCCUGCAGAACUUCUAAUGGGUCGAAUGCUACGAACUCAUCACCACUCCAUGUUACCAUCUUCGUCACAUCAACGAAGAAAUAGUCUGACGUAUUACCGCAAGGGUGAUGCCGUCUAUGUGCGCGAUUAUCGACCGAGGAACAGAAAAUGGGCCGAAGGCUUGAUAGAACGUCGACAUGGAACUCUAAUGUACAAGGUUAAAGUUGGGGAUGAAUGGUGGAUUAGACAUAAAAAUCAGAUACGACGUCGAUAUACUACAUCCCAAGAACCUAAAUUGCCACUGGAAUUACUACUGGAAACUUUCAAAAUACCACCAGUCAAACCAGAAGCAAAACAAGAGAUGCUACCCAGCCGACGAUCCCAGCGCAAACGAACACAAACAGUUCCUUUCCAAAUCGACCCCAAGGAAAAAAGAUACUAAACUGAUUGCAAGAUUCCUUUUAAAAGGGGGAGGUAAUAUAUACGCAGGGGAAUCAUUAAUAUUCAUUAUUUAUUUCACACAUUAGCAUAAUCAUUGAUUUCACGCAUCUGCGUGAUUAUUGAUUUAAAUUACUGAAUCCCCAAGGUCGUUAAUAUUUUUAAAAGGUGACAUUGAUUUUUCUAAUUGUAUAAAUACGGAGUUGUUGUUUAACAUUUUCGACUGUUGUUUGAGACAGUAAAAGCUCUCAUAUCAACGUCCAGUCUUCUCUUUUAUUUGUCUUGCGUGCCCGGCGGUAUUAUUGUUGUUGUUGUUGACGUGCGAUUAAGACAGAUUAGCCAGCGCAUUAGUUAGAUUCGCUCGUAGUCUACAAGGUCCUCAUAUUCACAUAC